This is a messenger RNA of Mycetomoellerius zeteki, 912 nucleotides long. RefSeq names its product L-threonine dehydratase catabolic TdcB-like. Gene Ontology annotation, molecular function: threonine deaminase activity; L-serine ammonia-lyase activity. The transcript is spliced from 4 exons. NCBI's taxonomy places the organism in Eukaryota, Metazoa, Arthropoda, Insecta, Hymenoptera, Formicidae. Gene Ontology annotation, biological process: L-serine catabolic process; L-threonine catabolic process. The record is from RefSeq and is a predicted model, not a curated record. The coding region runs from base 1 to 831 and encodes 276 amino acids.
AUGAAUAGCAUCCAAGUACGUGGUGUGAUUUACACUCUGCUACAGCUAACCGACAAGCAGAAACGCAACGGUGUCAUAGCAAUCUCAACGGGCUAUUUCGCUCAAACUCUUUGUUAUUUUGGACAAAAGUUUGGAAUACCAGUAACAGUAGUGAUGCAGAAAUCAACGGCACAGGAAAUAGUUGAUAAGUGUCAAUAUCUGGGAGCAACAGUAAUUGUUCGGGGUGACAAUAUAGUAGAAGCACAUAAUAUCGCUUUGCAAACCGCCAGGACAAAAGGUUUAUGUUAUCUUGACGGGAACGAUCAUCCAGACAUGAUUAUUGGGCAAGCCACUUUGGGCCUAGAAAUUUUUGAACAGUUAGAUUCUGGAAAGACAAUUGACGCAGUGAUAUUGCCGACGACGAUCGAUGGUUGUGGAGUAACCAUGACUAUUGCAAUGGCUAUCAGACAAUGGAAUUCAAAUAUAAAAAUUAUCGAGGUCCAAACUUCAGUUCAAGAUGUUUUAAUCAGCAAUGUUAGACAAAAAUAUAAAACAUAUAUUUCAAGCCAGAAUGUAUAUGAAGGAUAUAUUAAUUUACUUAAAGACAUAAGGUCAUAUUUGUUCGAUCAGAUUAUUGUGGUACCUGAAACACUUAUUCAAAAAGCUGCCAAUAUUCUACUAACAAAAGAAAACUUCAAUGAUUAUUACGCAGCGAUCGCUUUAGCUGGAAUUUUAACUGGUAACCUGAACGAUUUAAUAAAAGGAAAAAGUGUGCUGAUACCUUUAUUCGGCAAAAAGGAUAAUUCUAACAACUUCAUGGAUAAAUCAAGUUUGCAGUCUGGUUCCAUUUGAAUAAGCGUCUUUAUAUUCCGAACUAAAUAUUUAGUUGAUAUUGUCGACUAAAAUAAAUCAGAAAAAGAACCGCACAUCCUA